AGAAGAUUCUAUGAAUUAAAGUGGAGAGCUCUCUUCGAUUUUUAAUCUCUGUUGACGGGAUCCCAAAAAGGAGAUAAGACAGGAUCAGGUGCUUGGUAACAAGAAGUGAAAGUGAAAGUAAAAUUGUACCGUGAUGGACCCGAUGGCGAUGCUGUACACGGAAGUAGCUACGGACGACUUGAAUCACGAGUUAAAGGAGUUUCCUAAUGGGAACGAUUUAGAGACAGGUGAAAAUAAUCCAGAAAAUGAUGAGGAUGAACCAGGAUGUAUUAAGGCAUUCCUGACAGAACACGCCAAAAUCAUCAGAAUAAUAAAAUAUGUGGUGCUCCUCCUCUUCCUCUACUCCUACACUAUAGCUGCUAGGAUACUGAACCCAGAGCACAGUGAGAAACUGGUCGCUCUCGUUAUAUUCGGAACUGUUUGUGGGGUCUUGUAUGGGAUAUAUCUGCUGGUCUUAUCCUAUGAUCCUCCAAACAUUGUGGAAGUGUUCGAGAAAAAGGUCCCAAAGAUUCAGAUGAUACUAGGUAUUAUUGUGGGAGUGCUCUUCUUAGCUCUGGUUAUAUUCUUCAUAGUUGAUAGUCCUAAAGGAUACGAAAAGUUCCGGAAGAGAAAAGCCCAGGCACUGCUUGGGCUCCUCUUGUACGUUCUGCUGUGUUACGUUUGUUCUAAAGAUAGGAGUAAGGUAAGAUGGAGGUGCGUACUGUGGGGUCUAGGGAUACAAUACGUGUUUGCAAUGCUAAUCCUCAAGACUAAACCCGGGGAAGACUUGUUUGAUUUCAUUGGAGAUCAGACCACUAUAUUCCUAAAUUACGCCAGGAAAGGUGGGCUAUUUGUGUUUGGUGACGUUGCUAUGCAGGGAGCUUACGAGGGCGACGUUCCUGUCGCACAUAGGUUCGGUUAUAGUAUCUGGAGUUUUAGUAUCCUUAUCCCGACUGUAGUCUUCUUCUCAGCUUUUGUAUCCAUUCUCUUUCAUCUGGGAGUCCUUCAAGUUAUCAUCAUGGGUAUCAGUAAGUUGAUGUUCUACACAAUGCAGACGUCAGUGGUAGAGUCUCUGAACGCAGCAGGCAACAUAUUUGUAGGAAUGACAGAGGCUCCCCUCAUGAUCCGACCCUUUCUUCCCCGGAUGACGAACUCGGAGAUACACGCUGUAAUGACGGGGGGAUUCGCUACCAUCGCAGGUGGUGUGUUGGCAGCCUACAUUGGUAUGGGUAUUCCAGCUAAACAUCUCAUAGCAGCUUCUGUAAUGAGCUGUCCUGCUGCUCUGGCUAUCUCUAAACUCGUCUAUCCUGAACGAGAAAAGAGUGAAUAUGCUUCUGGGCAACAAUUCGUUAUUCCUAAGUUGGAGGAUGCUAAAAACUUCAUUGAAGCCGCAAAGAAUGGGGCAGCAGUUUCAAUAGGUCUGUGCGCUAACAUCAUUGUGAUGUUGAUAGCCUUCAUAUCUUUCUACGACUGCUUCCAAACUUGGUUCAGAUACUUUGCUUUGUGUGUAAACUGGGAUAUCACCUUCACGGAACUGAUAGGAUACAUCUUCGUUCCCUUUGCCUGGAUGCUGGGAAUAGAGGAGAGUCAAUGUCAGCACGCCGGGGAGUUGCUCGCUUUGAAGAUAUUAGUUAACGAGUACGUGGCGUACGCUACUCUGGCUCAGAAAUUAAAGGAUAAUCUUAUCAACACGAGAACAGAGGUGUUGAUGACGUAUGCUCUGUGCGGCUUUGGGAACAUAUCUUCCAUGGGAAUACAAGUCGGAGCACUGUCAGUGAUGGCUCCCUCCAGAAAGUCAGACCUAGCAAAGCUAGUAGUGAGUGCUAUGUUAGCGGGAACUGUUGCCUGUCAGAUGACUGCUUGUAUCGCGGGCAUCCUCCUCGACGUUGAAUAGGAGUUAGAGAUAAAACUAAUCAAGUAACUAGGAAUAUAUUCCAAAUAGGGAUUGAGUAACUAUGAAUCUAUAACUCCAAGAAUAGGAAUGAAAUAUAGAACUCCACAGUUAGAACCCCUCAGAUCAGAUAUACUGUGUUGCAACCACUUGUGGACUAAUCCAAGCCAAGUUGGCUCAAAGCCAAGUUGGCUCAAAGCCAAGUUGACUCCAAGCCAAGUUGCUAUAACACUAACACACUGGGUCCCGGGGCCCAGUGAAUCAAAACUUUUAUACCACACUUUCAGAUUAUAGGGAAUAUUAACAGAGAACACUUUCACUUUCACAUUAUAAGGUUUACUAACAGCGAACACUUUCCACUUUCCCAGUGAAUCAAACCUUUUAUCAGAGUUGAAAAAUACGUGAGAUAAUUUUUUAAAUACGCCGUAUUUUGCGUAUUUUUGCUUAGAAAUAAAAUACGUCAAAAAUACGUCAUUCGUUUGCAUUUUUUUUUCGAACACAUUUCUAUUUAACUUCAACGCUUUAUAUAAUGCUUUGGUAUAGCACGUGCCCAGUACUCUGAAGUCAUAUGCGAGGUGAAAAACGACAGAGCUACGCGAGUUUUGAUAAAAUCGUAAAUUUAUAUAAAGCAAUAGUACUUAUUACUUUAUUGGAGCUAUCAAUGGUACAAAAACGCUUUUUACGUAUUUUAUUCAACAAAAAUAAAAUACGCCGUAUUUAACGUAUUUUUGAUAUUUUAUAAAAUUCGUAAAAUACGUAUUUUUCAACUCUGCCUUUUAUACCACACUUUCAGAUUAUAGGGAAUAUUAACAGAGAACACUUUCACUUUCAGAUUAUAAGGUUUACUAACUAGAAACACUUUCACUUUCAGAUUAUAAGGUUCACUAAUAGUAAACACUUUCACUUUCACUUUCACAUUAUAAGGUUUACUAACAGCGAACAAUUUCCACUUUCCCAGUGAAUCAAACCUUUUAUACCACACUUUCAUUUUAAGAUUAUAGGGAAUGCUAAUACAGAAUACUCACGAUUAUAGUAAAUACUAACAGCAACCACUCAAUUAACUAACUUUUAGUUUUUACCGGCUGUCAUUUAUAUUAUUUACUAGCCACUCGAAUGAAAAGUCGCGAUUAUCAAUUAAGCAAGUGCUCUUUUAUACGAAUAUGCUAGUUUAAUAACAGCUGACUGUUUUGUUUUAUAUAACGAUUGAUUUAUAUUUAGAA
This is a messenger RNA of Bolinopsis microptera, 3090 nucleotides long. Its product is annotated as solute carrier family 28 member 3-like. NCBI's taxonomy places the organism in Eukaryota, Metazoa, Ctenophora, Tentaculata, Lobata, Bolinopsidae. Gene Ontology annotation, cellular component: plasma membrane. Gene Ontology annotation, molecular function: nucleoside:sodium symporter activity. Gene Ontology annotation, biological process: nucleoside transmembrane transport. The transcript is spliced from 16 exons. Bases 134 to 1873 code for a protein of 579 amino acids. The record is from RefSeq and is a predicted model, not a curated record.